AGAUUAAUUUCACAUUCUGAUCUCUUACGAUUUCUUAAAGCUAAUCAGAAAUGCUUGCUGAUGCUGACGACUUUUCGGAUAACUUGGAUAGCUCUUACGGAUAUGCUCCGAUAGUCAAAAGGAAAGUGGAAAUCGAGGAGUAUGUUCAGGAUGUUGCAUCUGGAGACGCAAGCGUAUCGGAUCACCCUCUUCCUCCAACCUUUCUGCGAGCAGAUCUGAAUCCUGAACCUCCAGGCAAUUUUGCAAGUGAGACCGCUAUUCGAGCAGGCUGCAGUGAGGACUGUAUCAAUGCUGCUCGCUCUCAGGUGGAUGGUCCUGUUGGAUUGGAUGACCUAAUGUCUAAGGUGAGCGAUUCAGACGCUUCUCGCUUGUCAACUCAGCUGCGUCGAGAGCUAGAAUGCGAAUGGAAGUCAACAUCUUUAUCGACCAGCGCAUUUACAGAGGAUGCUCAUCUCGAUUUACUGCAUAUGUACGAUCUGCUCUGCAAUAUAAAUCUGCAGCUUCUUGUUAUGCAAAGGGAGAUGCUUAAACAUGAGACCGCUGCACAUAAGUUCCGCGAAUCUGGACAACUGAAAGCUUUCGGAUAUGAGGACGGCAGCAACAAAGAGCAGCUUUGUCGGUUGAUGUGCUCUCUCAGCAUCUCCUCGUCAAAGCUUUGUGAACGUAUCGAUAGCCUAAAUCGAGCUCUGCUUGGUUCCUCCAUUUCUGGAUCGAAAAAUGAUGAAAGUAGUCUGCUUUCUCGUUUUAUGUUACCCGCAAGUAUUACAGUUUGCGUUCUUGGGUUUCUGUUUAUCCACAUGCGAAAUGGUACUUCUUGAUCUUUAGUUUCCAUAUCAGACCUCUAUUUCAUAUAUCGGUGCUUAAUAUCUCUUGCUUUCUACUACCUGAUACCUCAUCAUUACUACCUAUUUAUCCCAAUUUUGGAUAAUCUACCAAUUUCUCCAGUUACUCAAGUAAAAGUUUGAAGCC
Molecule: messenger RNA, 969 nt
Organism: Cylicocyclus nassatus
Lineage: Eukaryota; Metazoa; Nematoda; Chromadorea; Rhabditida; Strongylidae
Source: the annotation of a GenBank genome assembly